UGUAUUACGUUUGUGUUCCACUGUGAGGAUGGAAGGCCUUUGACAACUGGAGACCUGGAGCAGUGAGCGGGUCGGGCGAUAAAAUCCAUUUCCAUCUUCUUAAUAGAGGGAAAAAAGGAACAUGAAAUUUAGAAGAACAUAAUCUACAGUCUCCAAGCUUCCGUUUGGGGUGAAUAUUGUGGUGUUUUAUUAGCUGGUACUUUAGAAAAGUGAUGGUGAAAACUGAAGUCCGAUUAACGGAUCUGAAUUCUUCUCAGGGAUUUGGGAGGGUUGGUGGAGUGGCGUGAAGUUGAAAUAAAAAAGAGGGGAUUGGAGGUGUUCAGCAGGAGACGACGGGUUUUAGUUCGGUGACGAGUUUUUGUACUUUGGUUUGUGGUUUGUUAAAGAAAAUAGCUGUCCUGCUAGUUAGCAGGUAAAUUGUCAUCACAGCCAUGGACCUCCGAGUGGGAAACAGAUACAGACUGGGCAGGAAAAUUGGAAGUGGAUCUUUCGGUGACAUUUAUUUAGGCACUGACAUUUCAGUUAGGGAGGAAGUGGCCAUCAAGCUCGAAUGUGUGAAGACAAAGCAUCCUCAGCUUCACAUUGAGAGCAAGAUCUACAAGAUGAUGCAGGGAGGAGUUGGGAUCCCUACCAUAAAGUGGUGUGGUGCAGAGGGGGACUAUAAUGUGAUGGUCAUGGAGUUGCUGGGACCCAGUCUGGAAGACCUUUUCAACUUCUGCUCCAGGAAAUUCAGCCUUAAGACUGUUCUACUGCUUGCUGAUCAGAUGAUCAGCCGCAUAGAGUACAUCCACUCGAAGAACUUUAUCCACAGAGACGUAAAGCCUGAUAACUUCCUCAUGGGACUCGGGAAGAAAGGAAACCUGGUCUACAUCAUUGACUUCGGUCUAGCCAAGAAGUACAGAGAUGCUCGCACCCACCAGCACAUUCCAUACAGAGAGAACAAGAACCUGACUGGCACCGCCCGCUACGCUUCGAUCAACACCCAUCUGGGCAUAGAGCAAUCUCGGCGUGACGACCUGGAGUCUUUGGGAUAUGUGUUGAUGUACUUUAACCUGGGUUCACUGCCGUGGCAGGGCCUGAAGGCUGCCACCAAGAGACAGAAAUACGAGCGCAUCAGUGAGAAGAAAAUGUCCACGCCUAUUGAAGUGCUGUGCAAGGGCUACCCCUCUGAAUUUGCCACAUACCUCAACUUCUGCCGCUCAUUACGUUUUGAUGAUAAGCCUGACUACUCCUACCUCAGGCAGCUUUUCAGGAAUCUGUUCCACAGACAGGGCUUCUCAUACGACUAUGUCUUUGAUUGGAACAUGCUCAAAUUUGGUGCUAACCGUGCAGCAGAGGAGGCAGAGCGAGAGAGGCGAGACCGUGAGGAGAGGCUGAGGCACAGCAGGAAUCCUGCUGCAAGUGGCAUCCCAUCAGCCUCUGGGAGACCCCGUGGCACACAAGAUGGCGCUCCACCGACACCUCUCACUCCCACGUCACACACAGCAAACACAUCCUCCCCACGUCCUGUAUCUGGUAUAGAUCGGGAAAGGAAGGUGAGCAUGAGGCUUCAUCGUGGUGCUCCUGUUAACGUCUCUUCAUCAGACUUGACAGGACGGCAAGACACUUCGCGCAUGUCCACUUCACAGAAUAGCAUUCCCUUCGACCAUCACGGCAAAUAGUUGCUCAUCACGUCCUAGUGUGAAGGCGGCAGCACCUGAUUCCGAAUAAAUUUCCCAGAAGUCUCCACUCUAAACCAUGGAGUGCAGAGGAUGUGGCAGACUCAUGGCUCUUCUUGUAUAGCAACGAAGCGGGGCAGACUGUGUCUCUAACCAACGAAACCAAAAUGGUUCAGAAUCAGCUUGACCUCUUUAAGGGUCUCUAUUUUGCUCUUACUUUAUCUUUUACUGUCUCUUACUCUCCUUUUUCACUCUGGUAUAUGUGCACACAAAUGGACGAUUUUAUGAUCAUUCCUUGUCUAAGGACGUGUUGAGACUGAACUAACAAAGAUUGAAUAAACCAGCUAAACUCCAGUGUCCUUUACACUGGUGGCUCUGUUCAUACUAGUACUUUAUCUGUACAUCCACACUGCUGCAUAACCCAUCAUUUAUGGAUUUUCUGAUAAGGUUUGUGUUUAAGUUUACUUGAUUCCAACAUGGUGUACUGCGCCCCCCCCCCCCCCAUUUUUUUUUUUUUAAAUCAAUCCUUCCCAUGUCCUAAAACACACUCUACAAGGCUCCAUAUAUAGAAGUAUUACCAUGCUUUUAUUUUACCCGUUGUAAUUCUUUUAUAUUUUGGUAAUUCUGUUUGUAACUGGUGAGUGGUGCAAGAUGGGUUACUGCUGCAUGCUCAUGUUUGUGUUUUACUUCAAAGAGCUAAGGGGCCAAAUUUCAGAAUUUCUAACUCAUAAUUUGAAAAAAAAACUUUAUUGGUUGACUUGCUGAGCUUGGACCCUAGACCAUACAUUUAACAGGACCUUGUGGAACACUCCUGUUUUGUUUAAAAUCCCCCCCCCCCCCCCCCCCCUUCUUCGGACAUUUUCUAAGGUAUAUUACUGCUCCUUACCUUGUUGGAGCUCUGUUUUGUUUCUAAGCUGUGAAAAUUGUAAUAUAUCUGUGUAAAUGUUUCCAUUUUUCACCUAAAAGAGACUACAAAUGGGAUGCAAAUUGCAGUAAGAAUCCAGAAACAUUACGGGUUUUUCAUUCCCCCAAGGCCUUUUUUUUUUUUUUUUUUUAAAUUAAAAAGUUGUACACCAAGCCAAUAAAAUGAAGUGCUGGAUGUGACAGGUAUUACUGGUACUACAGGCUCCGCUGUUGACUGUUGCACAUCAUGCACAUAAGCCAUCAAUUGUUUAAGGUUGCAGUCAGUGAGAUGAUGCUUUCCACAGCAGCCUAGCUGUCAAGGUUGAAUACGGAGUCCUCGCGAAUAAAUACUCCAGCACUGAUUUGGCUCUAUAGAUUGAUCUAAAAUGUGAUGUUUGUUACAGAAAGCGUGUUCUGAGCUGCUUUAUUCAUGUCCUAAUGAAGAUCAGUGUGUGGACCGGGGAAAGCUGCGCCUAGAAUAGCAUGCUCUUUUCUUUGAUGUGUCUGAUACAUGACUGUGUACUAGUUCUAAUGUACCUGUUCUGUUUUGAAGAGGGCGUGUGAGUGAGACCUGAAUACGGAUGGCACUGCUGGAUUCCUUAAGCCCUUUGCCAUUUUGGGUUUCAUAUUUUUUGGUCUUGUCAUGCCAAUCUUUUGAGCCCUUCUACAGUUUGUAUCACUGUAUUUGUGCACCACAUUUUUUUUUGUACAUGUGUAAAUAAACAAGUUACUUGUAUUAUUUUAA
Neoarius graeffei (lesser salmon catfish) is the source of this 3306-nucleotide messenger RNA. RefSeq names its product casein kinase 1, delta b (gene csnk1db). The transcript has 10 exons. Bases 432 to 1661 code for a protein of 409 amino acids. Gene Ontology annotation, biological process: regulation of circadian rhythm; non-motile cilium assembly; positive regulation of proteasomal ubiquitin-dependent protein catabolic process. Lineage: Eukaryota; Metazoa; Chordata; Actinopteri; Siluriformes; Ariidae. Gene Ontology annotation, molecular function: ATP binding; protein serine/threonine kinase activity. Gene Ontology annotation, cellular component: cytoplasm; nucleus; spindle microtubule. The record is from RefSeq and is a predicted model, not a curated record.